AUGGAGAGAUGUUACGAGGAGAUUGCCGGAACGCUGGGGCGGGAUCGGAAUCCCCGGAUUGUCCGGGGGGAGGGGGCGACGGCGUUCCGACGGCGGCGGAUGCCGGAUGGACAUUACGAGGAGAUACGGGAGAUCCAGCGACGGGCUCGGAGACUGGGAUCGCCGGCUGGCAUUCCCGGACAGUCGGUGGGACUGGGAUCGGAUUCCCUGCCGGCAGGAGGGGUGGCGAGCGGAAACGGCGGAGGCUAUCAGGAGAUUCCGGACAGACAUUACGAGGAGAUCGGGGAGAUCCAGAGACGGGCUCGGAGACUGGGAUUGCGGUCCGGUGUUCCCGGACAGCCAGUGGGACCGGGAUCGGACUCGCUACUGGCGGGCGGGAACGACGGAGGCUACCAGGAGAUGUCCGAGGUCCACGGUUCGGCGGUGGGGGAGUCCGGGCGAUCUUGCAGCCCCAGGCGAGGUGCGGAGACCCGGGGCCCGGUGCCCACGGUUCCAGCCGCGGCCUACGCCACGGUGAACAAAUCCGGGGCCCACGUGUACACGGAGCCGCGCGCCGCCGCACAGCAGGCCUCGCCGUUCCCCGGCCACGAGUACUCCGAGCUGGAGCCGCAGCGAGCUAGGCCGGCCAACCACUACUGCCCCGACCCCACCGCCCCGACACCAGGGGCCCGGACCCUGCCCGGCAACAACAGGAGCCUGCGGCCUACCUCCCCGACCUUCGACCCCGCAGCGCGGCCCCUGCCCGACCCGCGGCCGACCACCCCGACCCUUGACCUCGCGGCUCGACCCCUGCCCGACCCCACCAGGCCCACCGCCCCGACCCCCGGCACCAAGGCCCGGACCCUGCCCAACCCCAACAGGAGCCUGCGGCCUACAGCCCCGACCUCUGACCCCACAGGCCGAUCCUCGCCCGACCUCAGCAGGAGACUGUGGCCUUCGACCCCGACCCGUGACCCUGCAGCACGACCCCUGCCCGACCCCAAGACACUGUGGCCUUUCACCCCGUCCCACGACCCCACAGGCCGACCCCCGCCCGACCCUAACAGGAGCCUGAGGCCUACUACCUCGACCCUUGACCCCACAGCACGACCCCUGCCCAACCCUAACAGGAGCCUGAGGCCUACUGCCUCGACCCUUGACCCCACAGUACGACCCCUGCCCAACCUUAACAGAAGCCUGAGGCCCAUUAACCCGACCCUUGACCCCACCGUACGACCCCUGCCCGACCCCGACCAAAGCCUGCGGCCUGCUACCAUGACCUAUGUACCCAUGGACCGACCAACCCCCCACCCCAGCCUGCGGCCGGCAGCACCAGCCGGCGAGGCCACUCUUCCCAUCUAUGCGCAGCCAGCACGGAAACGGCACGGCCAGAACGUCCCCGGGCCCAGUGGCCCGGAGCCGGGCCCCAUCCAACUCGACGAUGUAGCAUACGGGGUGUUGUCCAGGCCCGCAGCGUCCACUCCCAGACCGGGCGCGGGGCGGGUAGAGAAUCGACCCAGGGCUCUGGCAACUCGAGCCAAACCAGGCCCUGGGUCAGGGGAGGUCCCACCCAGACUAGGCCCAGCGGAGAAUAAACCCAGACUAGGCCCAGCGGAGAAUAAACCCAGACCAGGCCCUAUGGAGGUCGCACCCAGACCAGGCCCAGUGGAGCUCCCACCCAGACCAGGCCCAGCGGAGAAUAAACCCAGACCAGGCCCUAUGGAGGUCCCACCCAGACCACCCAGACCACCCAGACCAGGCCCAGCGGAGAAUAAACCCAGACUAGGCCCAAUGGAGGUCCCACCACGACCAGGCCCAGCGGAGCUCCCACCAAGACCAGGCCCAGUGGAGCUCCCACCCAGGCUAGGCCCUAUGGAGGUCCCACCCAGAUUAGGCCCAAUGGAGGUCCCACCACGACCAGGCCCAAUGGAGGUCCCACCCAGACUAGGCCCAGCGGAGCUCCCACCACGACCAGGCCCAAUGGAGGUCCCACCCAGACCAGGCCCAGCGGAGGUCCCACCCAGACUAGGCCCAAUGGAGGUCCCACCCAGACUAGGCCCAAUGGAGGUCCCACCCAGACCAGGCCCAGCGGAGAAUAAACCCAGACUAGGCCCAGGGCCAGGGGAGAUCGCACCACGACCAAGCCCAGCAGAGAAUAAAUCCAGACCAAGCCCUAUGGAGCUCCCACCACGACUAGGCCCGGUGGAGGUCCCACCCAGACUAGGCCCAGCGGAGCUCCCACCACGACUAGGCCCGGUGGAGGUCCCACCCAGACUAGGCCCAGCGGAGAAUAAACCCAGACUAGGCCCAAUGGAGGUCCCACCCAGACUAGGCCCAGGGGAGAUCCCACCCAGACUAGGCCCAAUGGAGGUCCCACUCAGACUAGGCCCUAUGGAGAAUAAACCCAGACUAGGCCCAGCAGAGACACCUCCCCGACCGGUCCUCCCCGCGCCCCGUCCAACCGCAGUUACCCCGGAGACGGGCGUAGGAGGGGGAGGGGGAGGGGGAGCUCGGCCCACCCCAUCACAAGAUGGCGGCCUGUACGAGACCAUCCUGGAGUACCAGCGGCCCGCUGCAGCCCGGCCCGUGUGCAGGAGGGCGAGGAACUGA
Leucoraja erinaceus (little skate) is the source of this 2589-nucleotide messenger RNA. RefSeq names its product basic proline-rich protein-like. Lineage: Eukaryota; Metazoa; Chordata; Chondrichthyes; Rajiformes; Rajidae. The transcript is spliced from 4 exons. Bases 1 to 2589 code for a protein of 862 amino acids. The record is from RefSeq and is a predicted model, not a curated record.